This is a messenger RNA of Cebus imitator (Panamanian white-faced capuchin), 2862 nucleotides long. It is a transcript of the gene PLEK, whose product is annotated as pleckstrin. The record is from RefSeq and is a predicted model, not a curated record. The transcript is spliced from 9 exons. NCBI's taxonomy places the organism in Eukaryota, Metazoa, Chordata, Mammalia, Primates, Cebidae. Bases 175 to 1227 code for a protein of 350 amino acids. Gene Ontology annotation, cellular component: plasma membrane. Gene Ontology annotation, biological process: intracellular signal transduction; actin cytoskeleton organization.
UUCCACCCCGGUGAGGGGAAGAGGAUGUGAUCAUGCGACCGCCAGCAGAAGGGAAAUUGUGAAAGCGAUCUGAGGUACAAAAGGCAGCCCACAGCCACCUCAGCGCGCAGAGGAGGCCCAGCUGCUGAGAGGAGGUGCCUGAGAGUGACCUUUGCAUCUGCCUGUCCAGCUAGCAUGGAACCAAAGAGGAUCAGAGAGGGCUACCUUGUGAAGAAGGGGAGCAUGUUCAAUACCUGGAAACCCAUGUGGGUUGUAUUGUUAGAAGAUGGAAUUGAAUUCUACAAGAAGAAAAGUGACAACAGCCCCAAAGGAAUGAUCCCACUGAAAGGGAGCACUCUGACUAGCCCUUGUCAGGACUUUGGCAAAAGGAUGUUUGUGUUUAAGAUCACUACAACCAAACAGCAGGACCACUUCUUCCAAGCAGCCUUCCUGGAAGAGAGAGAUGCCUGGGUUCGGGAUAUCAAGAAGGCCAUUAAAUGCAUUGAAGGAGGCCAGAAGUUUGCCAGGAAGUCUACCAGGAGGUCCAUUCGACUGCCAGAAACCAUUGAUUUAGGUGCCUUAUAUUUGUCCAUGAAAGACACUGAAAAAGGAAUAAAAGAACUGAACCUAGAGAAGGACAAGAAGAUUUUUAAUCACUGCUUCACAGGUAACUGCGUCAUUGAUUGGCUGGUAUCCAACCAGUCUGUUAGGAAUCGCCAGGAAGGCCUUAUGAUUGCUUCAUCACUGCUCAAUGAGGGGUAUCUGCAGCCUGCUGGAGAUAUGUCCAAGAGUGCAGUGGAUGGAACCGCUGAACACCCUUUCCUGGACAACCCUGAUGCCUUCUACUACUUUCCAGACAGUGGAUUCUUCUGUGAAGAGAAUUCCAGUGAUGAUGACGUGAUUCUGAAAGAAGAAUUCAGAGGGGUCAUUAUCAAGCAGGGAUGUUUGCUGAAGCAGGGGCAUAGGAGGAAAAACUGGAAAGUGAGGAAGUUCAUCCUGAGAGAAGACCCUGCCUACCUGCACUACUAUGACCCUGCUGGGGGAGAAGAUCCCCUGGGAGCAAUUCACUUGAGAGGCUGUGUGGUGACUUCAGUAGAGAGCAACUCAGAUGGCAGGAAGAGUGAGGAAGAGAACCUUUUUGAGAUCAUCACAGCAGAUGAAGUGCACUAUUUCUUGCAAGCGGCCACUCCCAAGGAGCGUACAGAGUGGAUCAAAGCCAUUCAGGUGGCCUCCCGAACUGGGAAGUAAAGACACACCUGCACUCCUCAUCCCCUCCUGAGGGAAGCCCAUGGACAAGCUCAGCCCAGGACCUGUCCAUUUCUGUGACAAAUCAACAGGAAAGGGCCCAGGGGUGGGAAGUUUUUGUCUGCAGGGGAUUCUGAAUGUAACUCGCCGCAUGGUGUACAAGGUUCCCCGGUAGCCCCUCUGUCCCUCUCUGUAGCCCCCAUGCAGGUAGAACAAGCUGUGCAGCCUCAGCAGGCUGCUCACCCUCUCCUAGGCCUCAGGGCCACUUCUGGAAAAUGAAGAAAUUCAGCUAGGAGAUUCUGGAGGUCCCCCCUAGCUUAAAAAAAAAAAAAAAAAAAAAAAAACUUCCCUGUGAUUCUAACACUUGCAGAAGUGAAAGUGUAUCUAGUUGUUCUGCUGGUGUCCUUCCUUAGCUAAGUCGUGGCCUUCAGCUGUCUUCAAAUGUACCAGAACCUGAGCCAAUGUUUCCCUUGUUUGAAAUGGUUUCUGAUCUGUAGUAUAGUACCAGGAAGAAACCUCUUUUGUUUUCUUUAUUCAUCUUCUACUUGCUCUUGGCCUUCAGAUCCUGUAACCAAAUGAAGGAGAGCUCUCUCUGUCUUCCUCAUCCUACUCAAAAGUGUCCCUAGAGCAGUGGUGGCUUUGAGGGUUUUGCCUUCUAUUACUUUUCACAGCCUGGGAAGUUGUAUCUUCUGGGAAAGAGACGCGGGGAGGCCAGGAGUAGCUGAGGGUCCUUUCUGUGCCCUGAAGCCACCCAGAGGAGCCCUAGUCCACUCUGGUUUGAGGCUGAUCUGAGAGGGUCUCCUUUUGUUCCUUUCUGGAGCAUUUCUCUAACAUUUAUUACAAUUAGGAGGGGACCUCCACAUUUGUGAGAUUUUGUUUCAUUUGAGAUUUACAGAAAAAAAAAGUGGCCAGAUGGGUUCCCCCCCCAUGGGUGAGUGUCCUGGGCAACUGUCUGGUGAGUGUGUCUCGCCACAGCUGCAGGAAGUGGAGGUGCUAAACUACCGGCCCUUCCACUUGCUGGGAGGGGUUAAUAUCACAACUGCACUGAAAGGACUUAGAGCCACACAAAACUUCUGAGAGGAGCUGUUAACAUGGAGCAGCACCUUCAGUUCUCCACUUAAUGAUAUUGUGUUUGUGCCUGAGCUUUAAGCACAAGCAGUAGCAGCUCCUGCUUGAGUUCUGAGGGUGUCAUGACCCUAUGAGUAACCAAAGUGAGCUAACCUAGACUGAAAUUGGGAACUUACUUGCAAUUUUUGACCCUGACCACUAACUAAUGAUUCUUUUCCAAAAUUGAGAAAGACAGCACCCCUUGAACCAGAUAUGUAUGUGAAAACAUAUUUUUCCAUUCCAGAGUUUUAAUUUUAAGGCCCCAGGAAGGAAAGGAGAGUAGAACACUUUUCCUGAUUUUAUCAACUCCUCUCUUGCCCUCCUUCAAUUCCCCUGUAACAUCCCUGAGGCUGUUCCUACUCCCAGAUUUUUUUUUAUCAGUAGCCUAGAGGUAAAGAACUUUUUCUCUGAUUUUUUAAUAAAUUGUCUUUAUAGAAUAUGCACAAGUUUUUCUACACUCAGUGUUAAAAUAUUUAUUAAAAGGAAGUCAACUUAAUGUUUUGAAAUAAAUAUAUGACUGUGUUUAAUGCA